This is a messenger RNA of Pteronotus mesoamericanus, 4450 nucleotides long. RefSeq names its product syntaxin 1B (gene STX1B). The transcript has 10 exons. NCBI's taxonomy places the organism in Eukaryota, Metazoa, Chordata, Mammalia, Chiroptera, Mormoopidae. The coding region runs from base 212 to 1138 and encodes 308 amino acids. Gene Ontology annotation, molecular function: SNARE binding; SNAP receptor activity. Gene Ontology annotation, cellular component: presynaptic active zone membrane; plasma membrane; endomembrane system. Gene Ontology annotation, biological process: synaptic vesicle fusion to presynaptic active zone membrane; exocytic insertion of neurotransmitter receptor to postsynaptic membrane; intracellular protein transport. The record is from RefSeq and is a predicted model, not a curated record.
GCCACCGCAGCCCCAGCAGAGCCGAGCUUGGUCCAGGCCCCUGCCCCUGCUCGGCUCUCUGCCCGCCGCCCCCGGCCCCGCCCCCGACCGCGGCGUCUCUCUCAGCGCCUCUGCCCCCCAGCGCCCCCAGACCCCGGCCUCCAGCACCGAGGCAGGAGGUAGGAGCAGCACCAGGGACAGUAGGACGAGGCGGAGGAGGAGCCGUCGCAGGAUGAAGGAUCGGACUCAGGAACUGCGGAGUGCGAAAGACAGCGAUGAUGAGGAGGAGGUGGUCCAUGUGGAUCGGGAUCACUUCAUGGAUGAGUUCUUUGAGCAGGUGGAAGAGAUCCGGGGCUGCAUUGAGAAGCUGUCAGAGGACGUGGAGCAAGUGAAAAAACAGCAUAGCGCCAUCCUGGCCGCCCCCAACCCAGACGAGAAGACCAAACAGGAGCUGGAGGACCUCACUGCAGACAUCAAGAAGACGGCCAACAAGGUUCGGUCCAAAUUGAAAGCGAUCGAGCAAAGUAUUGAACAGGAGGAGGGGCUGAAUCGUUCCUCCGCGGACCUGCGAAUCCGUAAGACCCAGGUAGGAGGCAGCGGGCAGACUGGGGCAGGACCUGGACCGAGCCCGGGAGGAAUCCAGCUGCACUCCACACUGUCCCGGAAGUUCGUGGAAGUAAUGACCGAAUAUAACGCGACCCAGUCCAAGUACCGGGACCGCUGCAAGGACCGGAUCCAGCGGCAGCUGGAGAUCACUGGAAGGACCACAACCAACGAAGAACUGGAAGACAUGCUGGAGAGCGGGAAGUUGGCCAUCUUCACUGAUGAUAUCAAAAUGGACUCACAGAUGACGAAGCAGGCGCUGAAUGAGAUUGAGACGAGGCACAACGAGAUCAUCAAACUGGAAACCAGCAUCCGCGAGCUGCAUGACAUGUUUGUGGACAUGGCCAUGCUCGUGGAAAGCCAGGGCGAAAUGAUUGACCGAAUCGAAUACAACGUGGAACAUUCCGUGGACUAUGUGGAGCGAGCUGUGUCUGACACGAAGAAAGCUGUGAGAUAUCAGAGCAAGGCCCGGAGGAAGAAAAUCAUGAUCAUCAUUUGCUGUGUGGUGCUGGGGGUGGUCUUGGCGUCAUCCAUUGGGGGGACGCUGGGCUUGUAGGCCUCCCACCCCUGUCUCCCUAAGACCCUUCCCCCACCACAUUGGGAGCAAUACCCCCACUACCCCUUUCACUCUAUCCCCUGCUCCAGGCCCACCCCCAAGACAGACCCAGGUAGCCCUCCCCUUUACCCUCCCCCCAUCAGACCCUGGAGUCCCUGGACCUCACUAUGCCAUGGACCACCCCCUGCCCCCGCACAUAAAUAGCAGCAGGCGUGAUUACACAUGCACACCAACAUGCAUGCCGCCGGCACAUGCUCAAGAUGAGUGGACACCCCAGCGUGUGUGUGUACGUUCGUAGAUGUGUGUAGAAGCACCACAUCACCCUUCCUGUCCCACCUCAAGUCUGUAUGUUGUCUGAGCUUCCCCUCUUCACUUGGUUGUUGUGUAGACUAUGGCUGGGUAUAGCACAACAGCCCACCAGGCCCCGCUCUGUCUUCUGUGAAUAGGUGUGUGUGUGUGGGUGUGUGUGGGUGUGUGUGUGUGUGUGCGCGCGUGCACGCCCACAAAUCUGUGGACAUAUAAUUUGUGUACAUGGAAUUUCGUGUUUGAAUCUAAUGCAAUAGCAUUUCUUCCACCGACAACCCUUCCCCCGUGUCUGCUACAAAUGGGGCAGGUUGUGAGUGUACAGAUGCUCAUUCCCAGAGGAUUCAGGUAGGCCCAAAUACACAGGCACGGCAGACACCGCAGCGUGAUGUGGAAUAAAUCUUCCUGGCUUAGUCACCCCAGGCCUGUGUCCCAGGGGAGUGUGUGUGUGCGCGCACCUUGUGAACCUUGGAGUUCAGCCAGCGUUGAGUGGAAGCGUACAUGUAUAAAUAACCUAGUUCGGCUUUUAUAUACAUGUACAUUUCCCCCAGCAGGUGAUGUGAGGAACGUGUGUGUGUGUGUGUGUGUGUGUGUGUGUGUGUGUGUCAGGAUUUGCCUGAAGUGCUAGUAAGUCUUCUCAGAGAGCCCUCCAUAUUGUGCACAGGACACCUGUUUUGGGCCGGUGCAGUAAUCUAUAUUUCUAUGCUGUCUAGAAUAUGUCUGUGUGAGAGUGGGUGUGUACAUGUACAGAGGCUUUCUACACAGAAACCUGGAGUGUUUCUGUCCCCACGUAUAUUAUAUGCACACAUGUUUCUCUUUAAGGACUCUUGCCCCAUCCAGGUUUGUUUAUGAAGAUUGAUUUGCCCCUCCCUCUCUCCCCAGAGCUGCUGCCCAAUAUCUGGUAUGGCCACACACUGCUACAUCAACGUUGUGCAACUGGCGCUUCCUGCCCUGUCAGGUCUCAGAGCCCCUGAGCACACAUGCCCAGAUGCUUAUCUUCCUCUGUGCCUCUGCCAGAGGAUAGGCCUGCACCCACGAGAGCUGGCUCGCACAUGCCAAGGCUCAGGAGGCCUGGUGUAGGUGACCACACCCAGGCACACACGACUACACGUGUGUGCUAACAUGGACAAGGUGCCCGUGCAGGCCCACUCUGAUUUGCACAUUAAUGCUUCCUGGAAGGGCUAAUGUGAGAAUGUUACAGAGCACUAUCCCAGACAGAAAAUGAGAGCAUUCCUGCCUGCCACACGUGUGCCUCAGCACUGGGAGAGGCCGACGUUUGUCUCCUUUGGCCUGUUGGAUGCUCUGGGCUCUGCCUCAGAGGCUUUGGGCUUGGGGAACUGUUUAUUGCAGAUACACUGGAAUGGUCAGUGUGGCAACAGCCGCUCAAGGUGGGCUGAGUCCCAGGAUUCACCCCCUGGACUCAUUUGCUGAAAUGUCUGCAAUAGCUGCUUCCCCACCAGGGUGAGAUUGAAGGUGGGGCACAGGCCUGGGUUCCUGAUGGAGGAAAGGGCUAGCUCCUCCCUUAUGUAGGCAACAUAUGCACAGGUGGCUUUGCGUAUUUGAUGGCAGAUGGGAGGUACAUGGGCAAAGGACAAUGUUGGGAGGUCCCUGUACUCCGUGGCUGAGAAACAUGGUCCCACAUACACAGGACUGAACACACAAGUACAGGAAUAUGUCCUGUCCUGGGGGUGGACUGUACAUGUGCACAGGGCAAAGGACUCAGGGUUGUGUGCAGAUCAUUUGCCAGGGUCCCACUGCAUAUGAAAUGUGCACGUGUGUGUGUGAGAGACAAUGCAGAGGUGACCUGGAACACGAUACCCUCCCCACCCCCACCCCAGCUCAGAUAGUCAACCUCUUCCCUCCCUGGCUGUUUGGGCCCUGCCUGUGUGUGGCCAGUAUGUGUAAAUCCCAAGGUGGGCUGAAAAAGGGGCAACUGUCUGUUUAUUCCCAGAAUGCCGUUCUCAAGGACAGAAGGUUUGCCCUAAUUACAGCCUUCCUGCUCUGUCCUCAGACUUCUCUGGGUAUGUCAGAGCAGGCCCCAGCACUUCCCCCGCCCUUCCCUUUUUCCUUCCCGCUGCCCAACCAAGACACCCUUUCAGCCCAGGUGUUUCCGGAAUUCUCACAGCCUUGGGGGCCAAGGAGAAGGGUGGAGCCAUGACUGGAGGGAUGCUGCUGCCGCCUUGAGUGGUAUUAGGCCCCUAGCUGCCCAUCUCUGGGCCUCAGUCAGACCAGAGGAUCCCGGAGGGUCUGCUAACCCCAAGCUCACACGAGUCUCACACAUCAUACGAUGUGUUUGCUUGUUGGCUGCUGUGUCUGUAUGUGUCCUGGAGUGUUGUCUGGGUGAUAGAGUCUUUUGCAUGGUUUUGGAGGAGUGUGUGCUGCCCACCCUUCCACACCUACAACCAUAUGUGCCCUGUGGGUGGUCCCAGGCCUGGCCAGGGCUCGUUGCUUCCCCUUCCCCUUUAACCCUAGCUCUGCCUCUCAUGAAGCACACUGCGCGUGUCCAUCCCAUGUGCCUGUGGGUCGACGCACACUCUUGCCAUGCCUUGAGCGUGUGUACAUGAUGUGUUCUAUGCAUUCACCCUGCCCGCCCCCCAGCCAGCCCUGCAAAGGAUAAGAUGGUGGCCCCUGGCUCCCUUCUACCUGACCUGCCCCCUGCCUGCUGUGCAGCCAUGUGCGUUGGCGUGUUUCCGUGUCGCUGGCGUGUCAUGUGAUAUAGCUGUGUUUGCUGACACGAGUCCCUGCCCCUUCUGUUUCUCCAUUGGUUUCUAGAGCUCUUUCCCUCUCGACAGGAUUCUUGGGGCCUGGCUGGGGGCCCAGAGCCAGGCCACCCUCUCCUGUUAGCCCUCAGAGACCCAUUUCUCUCUAUUGGUGACCAAGUUGCAAAUGGAUAAAACAGGAAAAUUCUGCCCUCUGUCCUCAGCCCUGCAUGUCCUGUCCCCAGAGCCCCCGCCCCCACCCUGGGCUGGGUUGGGCCCCGUGGGACCGGAGAAAUAGCAACCAAUCCAA